Molecule: messenger RNA, 408 nt
Organism: Sphaerulina musiva SO2202
Lineage: Eukaryota; Fungi; Ascomycota; Dothideomycetes; Mycosphaerellales; Mycosphaerellaceae
Exons: 1
Coding region: 1-408 (135 amino acids)
Source: RefSeq, a predicted model, not a curated record
AUGUGCUACCACAAAUACACCCACUACACGCACUGUGGCGAACACAUUCCCAUGCACACGCACAUGUGUCCCAAGAACAUCACCGAAGACCAAACGCGAGUCAUAUUCUGCGAAGACUAUCAAGCAGUCCGCGUCGAAGCGAAUGCCGAUUGUCCCCAUUGCGAACCUCUUUCUCAUCCUCAUCAUCAAUACCAACAUCGUCAUCAUCAUCAUCAUCAUCAUCAUCAUCGAGCCGGAUCUUCUCCUUCUUCGUCUUCUUCUUCUUCUGUUGUCGUUGUCCCCGUCACCACACCCAUAAUCUCGGGACGACAACGACAACAACAACAACAACGACAACAACAACAAGGAGGAGGAGGAGGACACUAUCCCACUCCGCCAAAGACCGCUACUCCCGGAUCAACGAGAUGA